Cynara cardunculus var. scolymus (artichoke) is the source of this 1204-nucleotide messenger RNA. Its product is annotated as E3 ubiquitin ligase BIG BROTHER. Gene Ontology annotation, molecular function: ubiquitin conjugating enzyme binding; ubiquitin-protein transferase activity. Lineage: Eukaryota; Viridiplantae; Streptophyta; Magnoliopsida; Asterales; Asteraceae. The transcript is spliced from 8 exons. Gene Ontology annotation, biological process: negative regulation of organ growth; protein ubiquitination. The record is from RefSeq and is a predicted model, not a curated record. Bases 179 to 913 code for a protein of 244 amino acids.
AUGAUCGUUUGAUUGUCGACUUUUUUGUGAUGUUAUCUUCGUCGACUGUGUCAACGGGGAAAUGUUGAUGUAUGAAUGAGGCUACGGUGAUUGUUUUUGGCGUUCUGCUUGUGAAAUUCGGUGAUUUUGUUUGAUCAAACUGUUCCAUUGUCAAAGCAAAUUAAAAUUUUAGUCCACAAUGGAUGGGAAUGGGAAUCGGCAAAUGGAGGUCCAUUAUGUAAACACAGGAUUCCCAUACACAGCCGCUGAGAGCUUCAUGGACUUCUUUGAUGGGAUUUCGCAUCAACCCACACAUUAUUCUCAUUCUGGUCCAACGCAUGAUCAGGAGAAUGCAUAUUGGUCAAUGAAUAUGAGUUCAUACAAAUAUGGAUUACCUGCUCAUGGAAGUAUACCUUAUUAUGAUCCAUAUGAAGUUCAGAAUUAUGUACCAAGAAUGGAUCUGAAUCGAAGCGCUUGGGAAUAUCCUGUAAUGAUGAAUGUGACAGAACCCGCUUCUGCAGAUGUGCAGUCUGCUGAGAGUUCAGUUCCGAGCAUGCAAGCUAUUCCUGAAGAAUGCAGUCCAAAUGAUGACAGUGCUUCUAGUUCUCAGGUUGUUUGGCAGGAUGACAUCGAUCCAGACAAUAUGACAUAUGAGGAAUUACUUGAUUUAGGGGAGGCAAUUGGGAGUGAGAGUCGAGGUCUUUCUCAAGAGCUUAUUGAUUCGCUUCCAACUACAAGAUAUAAGGCUGGUGGAUUCUUCUUGAGAAAAAAAUCUGGAGAGAGGUGUGUGAUUUGCCAAAUGAAAUAUAAGAGAGGGGAGAAGCAAAUGAAUUUGCCAUGCAAACAUGUUUACCAUACGGAAUGUGGCUCCAAAUGGCUGACCAUUAACAAGACAUGUCCAAUUUGCAAUGUGGAAGUGGUUGGGGAGGAGUAGCUAAGCUAAAGGAGUUGAUGUGAGUGUGUGUUAAAUUUUCCCAUUUUGGAUUUCUUUGUUUUAGUUACUCUUUACUUACAUAGCAGCAGCCGCAGCAGCAGCCAGGUAGAAGUUUACUAUCAUCACUACUACAUGUUUUAUAGCUUUUAUUUAUAUGGAAAAAAAGGUGAAUAUGAAAAAGACUUGAGUAUUUGUUUGUUUAGGUAAUUAAGAUCUUCAUUAUUUUCUAAGAUCAAUGGCAUGUAAACAGAUUAUAAGGUAAAAUGCCAUUUUCUUUCCUUUUCCUAAUCC